Columba livia (rock pigeon) is the source of this 2167-nucleotide messenger RNA. RefSeq names its product ankyrin repeat domain 2 (gene ANKRD2). Bases 873 to 2075 code for a protein of 400 amino acids. Gene Ontology annotation, molecular function: protein binding. NCBI's taxonomy places the organism in Eukaryota, Metazoa, Chordata, Aves, Columbiformes, Columbidae. The record is from RefSeq and is a predicted model, not a curated record. The transcript is spliced from 9 exons.
AUUGUCCCAUCCCAGCUGCUUGCUGGCCCAGGGCCACCACCUCCCUGUCCCAGUGGUCCCUCUGGAGGUUUCAACCUGUGCCUGUGCAGGGGCCAUGCAGGACACCUUGGAAAGGAGAAUGGUCCCAGGUCACUUUUGCAGUUGCCAUUGCCUGUCCUGGCAAAAAUGGCACCUUUCUGCAGAUGGAGGCUGUGUCACCCCCAGGACAGGGCACCCAAGGGUGGCCCUGGGGACUUCCCAGGAGGGUGACAGUGAUGUGUCCCUGUCUGUCCUUCCCCCAGGUCCUGUGCUGGGUGACGGUGCCCAGCGCAUUAACUGUCCCAGCACAGUCCAGCACCAGCCUCAUCUUACAAAGGGGGAGAGCGAAGCCCAGGAGGCUGAACAAUGUCCCUGCUGCCAGGAAUAGCUGCCAGCUCUGCCCCACGUGAGGCCAGCCCCACUGCCAGGCUGCCUGUGCACAGUGGGGGAGGCUGGACAGCCACCGGGACCCUGGCAGGGCUGCUCAGGAUGCUCCACACCUGAGAUCAUCCUCCAAAGAGGCAUGGAGGGGCUGUGGCUCCUACUGUCACAUGCUGUCUGAGAGAUUUGGGGGGGGGGGGGGGGAGGGGCACAUUACAUCCUUUUGUGGUUGGUGACAACCCCCCAGGGAGCCCUAGGAGCUGCUGGUGGGUGCUGCAGCAUCUGGUUGCAUGGGAAUGGGGUGAGUGGAGCUGCGGGAAAUAUCCUGACUGCCCAGGGUGGGUGCAUCGGCACAGGACCUGUGUGACCCUGGACCCACUCUGCUGAGCCUUUCUGGACUGGCUGCUGUGGGCUAUGCACACCCCAGCUCCCCGCACACAGCACAGGGGUCCUGGGCAGCCUGCGGGUGGGCAAUGGGUAUCUUUAAGAGGGUGUGGGGCUGGGGAGGUGAGCCAGGGCCACCAGAAAGCAGGAGGGUGAGCUCAUUGCAAAGCUGCCUCAGUCAUGUGGAGCAGCCACAGCUGUUGGUGCCCUUGGGCUGCAGGACGGAGGGGGCCAGCAGCAUAAAGCCCCAGGGCCAGUGGAGCCGCCGGCAGUCCUGGGAGCCAGGUGGUGGUGAGAAGAGGACGCAUCCUGCACAGCGCUGUGCACGGCAGGCAGACAUGGAGCUGGAUGUGCAGCGGGCCAAGGAGCUCAUUGAGCAGAAACUGGCAGAGGAGGAGGAGGAGAAGCGCUUCAAAGAGGAUGGUGUGCAGGAGCCACCGGCCGUGGAGCGGAUGAGCACACCUGAGCUGGAGGAGGAGAAACACCAUGGCCUCAGGAACAGGGGCCUUGAGGCUGUCAAGGGCCAGGAGCGGGUGCGGAAGAGCUCAGUGGACCUGCGGCGGGAGAUCAUUGAUGUGGGGAGCAUUCAACGCCUCAUCGAGCUCCGCAAGCAGCGCCGGCAGCGCCGGGAAGAGCGGGCAGCCACUCCUGAGCCCCCCCCACCGCCCGAGCCCCUGGAGAUUGAGGGUCCAGUAGAGCCAGAGACCUUCCUGCGAGCUGCUGUCCAGGGCAAGAUGCCCGUCAUCGAGAAGUUUCUGGCAGAUGGUGGUUCCCCCGACACAUGCGAUGAGUUCCACCGUACUGCACUGCACCGUGCCUCGCUGGAGGGACACACGGACAUCCUACAGAAGCUGCUGGACAGCGGGGCCACUGUUGACUUCAGUGACCGGCUGGACUGCACUGCCGUGCACUGGGCCUGCCGGGGUGGGCACUUGGACGCCGUCAAGCUGCUGCAGGACCGCGGGGCAGACCUCAACCUGAAGGACAAGCUGCUCAGCACACCCCUCCACGUGGCCACCCGGACUGGGCACCUCGACAUUGUGGAGCACCUCAUCCACUGUGGGGUGGACAUCAACUCACCAGACAGGGAAGGUGACACGGCGCUGCACGACGCCACACGGCUCAGCCGCUACAAGAUCAUCAAAAUGCUGAUCCUGCAUGGGGCUGACAUGAUGGCCAAGAACCAGGCUGGCAAGACCCCAACGGACCUGGUGCAGCAGUGGCAGGUGGACACACGUCAGGCACUGGAGACCAAGGAACAGCCACAGGGACAGACGGAGGUUCCUGCAUGACAGCACCAGGCAGGGACCAGGGAUUUGGUUCAGCUCCAAGGAUCCAGAUCCACCUGAGACUUGUCCAUGUCAAUAAAAGCUAGCAAAGAGCA